AUGUCCUCGAAAGAUUCAGACCUCCCGCUGAAAGAUGACAAAGAUGCACUCGACUCUCUGGAGGCCGAGUCCAAGGAGUUUGACAAGGAUGCCGAGAUAGACCGUAUCUUGAAGGCCUUCCGACUAGAUGCCUACGCCGUUCUUGACCUGCAACCGGGUGUACCCGAGUCCGAUAUCAAGAUUACAUACCGCAAGAAAUCGCUACUAAUCCACCCGGACAAGACCAAGAACCCUCUAGCCCCCGAUGCCUUUGAUCGGUUGAAGAAGGCUCAGACCGAGCUGAUGGAUGAAAAACAUCGAGAGCGACUUGACGAGGCCAUUGCCGACGCCCGUAUGCUGCUGAUCCGCGAGAACAAAUGGACUGUUGACAGCCCGGAGCUCAAAACCCAGUCAUUCGCCAAGAAGUGGCGCGACAAGACGCGCGAGGUCCUUAUCGAGAACGAGGUGCGCCGUAAGCGGCAGGCGAAAGCCCAAUUGCAGGAAGAAGGCCGCGAGCAGCGCAAGGUCGACGAGGAGCUUGACGCCCGCAAGCGCAAGCGUCAGCAUGAGCAAGACUGGGAGGCGACCCGCGACCAGCGCAUAGACAGCUGGCGCCAGUUCCAGAAGGGCAAAUCAAGCGGCGGCGACGAUGGCAAGAAAAAGAAGAAGAAGCUCAAGCCUAUCGGCUGA
Messenger RNA from Xylaria bambusicola, 669 nucleotides. RefSeq names its product DnaJ domain-containing protein. The record is from RefSeq and is a predicted model, not a curated record. Bases 1 to 669 code for a protein of 222 amino acids. NCBI's taxonomy places the organism in Eukaryota, Fungi, Ascomycota, Sordariomycetes, Xylariales, Xylariaceae. The transcript has 3 exons.